Messenger RNA from Protopolystoma xenopodis, 354 nucleotides. Lineage: Eukaryota; Metazoa; Platyhelminthes; Monogenea; Polystomatidea; Polystomatidae. The record is from the annotation of a GenBank genome assembly.
AUGCCAAUCGCUAGGUUCCCAAAUUGUGAUAAACCUUUUUUAUUCUUCUCAGGUUGUUCUUUUUUGGUAAAUUUGUUCUUAUACCCGCUUCCUCACUGUCUUCCUUCUGAUUCAUUUCCUUUAUCACUAGCUGCUGCUUCAACCAGCUUUUUCCAACGGCCACUUCAUUCUACCUCUGGCUCUUCUGCGAAUCACUCAACUGCAGGAGUCCCCUCUGGUCCUCCUCAUCCGUAUAUGCUUCCGCUCCCACUCCACCAUUCCCACCAAUUCCCAACUCACCAUGGAUAUCCUUCAAGACCAGUGAUUGAUGGACCUGGUCGUCCAAUGGGUUUGGAUCGUCGAGAGCCUGGUUAG